AUGGCUCUCGCCAUUCAUGAAGCAAACAUCGACCCAUCUUAUUUCAUUAUCAAUCCUGAUGUCGGAGACGGGUUCUUCAAGACCUGCAUUGCUUUGCAUCACAUACUGGAUGCGAAAUUAUACAAGGUUUCGUAUCCUGCAGCGGACGAUUAUUUGAAAGCGAGAUGGAAACUUUCGAGAGCGGCCGGUUACAACUUUUCCCGCGCCGGACGAAUUAUUAUUCAAAUGGGGAAAACACUCGGUCGGGACGAAAUGCCCUGCGCUAUCGGGCUUUAUCUCAUGUUGGAUAAACUUCACAAAGAGCGAAAUUUGACUCAUGUUGAGAUAUGGAGAAAGGCGGUUCAAUACUUUGGCUCUCGUCAAAUGGUCAUUGCGGUCAAAAUGGAUGAAAUAUUUGAAGACCUACCACCCGAUUCCGCCAUUGACCUUUCGGGCGAACCCGGUCUCCAGUUGGACGAUACCACUCGCACAGAGAUAGAUGAAGAGAUAGAUGAAGAUACAGAUGAAGAUACAGAGAUUGAAGAUGUGAUCGAAAAUGAAAGGGAUACGAACGAAGUAGAUUGGAGUUCCCGAUUAAGAAAGCGAAAAGAGGUUACUCAAGACACCUCAGACGAAGAUGAUUCGGAGACUACCAAACGACCGAAUAUUCCGAUAUCUACUGGAUUUGGAAGAUCCGAAAACGAGUAUAAUACGCCCCAAUAUCUGGUGAAUCUGAUCACCAAAUUUUGUGGCGAAAUUGAUCUUGAUCCGUGCUGGAAUCCCGAGUCAAAGAUCAUUGCAAAAACCGUAUACGGUGAACAAGUCGACGGAACAUUUGUCAACGCUUUGACGUUGUCUGAUUGGACAAAAAGCAAUUGGGUUUAUCUUAAUGCACCUGGUGCUGCAAUCGACGCUCUACAACAUGGUCCGAAAACUUCUGCGAAAAGACCUUACCUCCAUAACGACUUUUGGGAAAAGACAAUGUUGGAAAUGAAAAAGGGAAACAUCAAACGGAUCAUUGCAAUCAUUCCGAAUUGUCCAUACCGGAAAUGGUGCAGGUUCGCCCUCGCACGGGGACUUUGUUGCCACCUUACGAGAAAAGUCCCGUGGGAUAAAACGGCCGCUGCAAAGGUUCGAAUGGACGACAUGCGAUUUUCGGCAAAGAAUUCACAUAUCUCGAACGAUGUCUAUUCACGCACGAUCGUGUAUAUUGACUCGGAUGCAGACUAUCCACAUACAGAUAAAUUCAUCGAGGUCUUUCGAACCCAUGGAUUUAUUCCCGGAUUAAAUACGCGCAUACCAAGGAUUCUGGAGAUUUCCGAGAAAAGACCAUUGCGGUACUUUUCUGCCUUUGCUGGAAUCGGUGGUGCCGAAAUGGCAUUAAGAAAUAUCUUUCCCGAAGCCAUUUGCGUUGGCUUUUGCGAGACAGAUAAAGACGCUUUAAAAGUUUAUGUUGAGCAUCAUCCUCGACAUAAAAACUUUGGAGACAUCACCAAAAUCAAAACAAAUACCAUACCGGAUUUUGACCUGUUAAUCGGAGGUCCUCCGUGUCAACCUUUUUCGCUUGCCAAUCCGGGAAAAACUAAAUUCACCGAUCCUCGGGCGGAUUUGUAUACACAAUUCGUCAGAAUCCGCAACGACUGUCAACCCCAAUAUGUGAUUAUGGAAAACGUUCCUAUGGAUUCAGCAAGCAUUGCGGAGAUCUCGAAAGGACUUUUGUCUACGACGGUGCAAAAACUCAAUGCCGCGUCGUUUUGUGCACAAAAUCGAAUCCGUUUAUACUGGACAAAUUUCUUUGUUCCGGAACCUUUGGAUGUGCCUUCGCCGACAAUUGACAGUAUAGUAGAACCCAAUCAUUCCGGAAAGUCGCUCCAUUGGAAAUGCUUCAAACAACCUCCUCCCCCAGAUCUCAUUGCCGCGUUCAACAAGGACACGGUGGAGCAAACAGUGAAAUUUCGGGACGAUGGAAAAAGUAACACCAUCAUAGCGACCGAGUGUUAUGAAUUGGCUAUCGCUGCAAAUGGAGUAUUCAGGCUUUUGACCUGCUCGGAACGCGAGAAGUUACAAGGGUUUCCCGUGGGAUAUACCGCAUUUGUCCCGGAUAAAAGUAGAAAGCGAUUACUUGGAAACGCUAUGAACGUACCUACAAUCGAGUACAUCCUAAAGCACAUCCCCUGA
This is a messenger RNA of Fimicolochytrium jonesii, 2157 nucleotides long. RefSeq names its product S-adenosyl-L-methionine-dependent methyltransferase. Gene Ontology annotation, molecular function: methyltransferase activity. The coding region runs from base 1 to 2157 and encodes 718 amino acids. The transcript has a single exon. The record is from RefSeq and is a predicted model, not a curated record. Lineage: Eukaryota; Fungi; Chytridiomycota; Chytridiomycetes; Spizellomycetales; Powellomycetaceae.